Messenger RNA from Orbicella faveolata, 2421 nucleotides. RefSeq names its product carbohydrate sulfotransferase 11-like. Gene Ontology annotation, biological process: carbohydrate biosynthetic process. The record is from RefSeq and is a predicted model, not a curated record. NCBI's taxonomy places the organism in Eukaryota, Metazoa, Cnidaria, Anthozoa, Scleractinia, Merulinidae. Gene Ontology annotation, cellular component: membrane. Gene Ontology annotation, molecular function: sulfotransferase activity.
AUAUUUUGUUGCUUGUUUCUUUCCAGAAUGCAAGUAAAGUGGUGUCUAUUCAGGCUCUGAACUUGGAAAGACAAACAACUAUGGGGGACUUCUGCAGACGCAAAAACAGAAUCGACGAAUCCGUAAAUAUUAAAAAGCUUGACAACAUCAUAGUUGAUGAAAAGUUGAAAAUAUUAUUUUGUUACAUUCCAAACGUUCCCUGCACUCAGUGGAAGACAGUACUGAUGCAAUUGAAUCCACCAGAACAUAAAUACCAUGUUCACAACGCAAAAAACUUUAAAUUCUUGCAUGUUUACCCCAAGGAUGAAGUUGAAAGAAUGCUGAGAACUUACUUUAAAUUUGUAUUUGUUCGAGAGCCUUUUGAGCGGCUUCUCUCAGCCUAUCUUGACAAAUUCCACACCGGGGAUUCCGCUUUUCACAGCAUUUAUGGAAGGAGCAUUAUUAAGCGAUACAGACCCGGAGGUAACCCUGACCACAAAAACGUAACAUUUGACGAGUUCCUAAACUUCGUUAUAAACAUUGGAAAUGGGCACUGGAACGAACACUGGCAAACAUACGACAAACUUUGCCAUCCUUGUGGAAUUCGGUAUGACUUCAUUGGAAGAUUCGAAAACCUUGAAGAAGAAGCAAACUUUGUUUUCUCUGGUAUAAGGAGAGAGUCAUGUGUUUCAUUUCCACAAGUCAAGCCGUCAACCACACAAUCUAAGCUGUCAUUUUACUACUCACAGAUCCCUAGAGAACGGUUGGAUAGAGUUCUUCAGAUAUUUAGCGGUGACUCCGAAGUGUUUGGAUAUGACCUUCCGAAAUCCGUUCGUGGUAGCUAAUCUAUCGAAGAUUAUAAAGGCUUAAAAGUGAAAAAGGUUCUGCAAAUUGCCGAAAUGACGUGUCGAGAAAAAUGGCAAUUUUACAACAUUAAUAACAAUAUUUAAACAAGGUGACAAAGUCAGCUUGGUGCUUUUCAAGGGAACCCUGUAUAAAAUAAAAAUAAAAUGUAAGAGAAUAUAAUAAAACUACAGGGUAUAAAGCUAAAAAUUAGUCAUAAAAUAUACUCACCUAUAACUAGAUAAAAACUGCAACUGUGAGAUCGCAAAAUUCGUAAACUUUCGUUCAAUAGGGUAUUCUCUAGUCACAGAGCAGCUCAUAGAACGGCUGAUAGACCUUUUUCGCUUGGGCGGUUUGUUUUCCCAUUACAGACCACGUGAUAUUCUAUAGAGAAUUGUUCUACUAUCCAUCUAAAAAAUAUUUAUUCAUAUGCACACGACCAUUCGAAAAUCUGAAAGGAAGAACUCUCAAGAGUAUUAUCAUAUGGUCAGAAAUGGAGCAGCAAACCGCCCAGUCGGAAAAGGUCUGUUAGCGCAGUGAUCUUUGGCCUUGUAGGAAAUAAAAUAUUCUUUUAAAGCCUGGUUUUCAUAUGUCGGGAAAAUUCCAGACGGUCUGAUAUUUUACUGUUUCCCGACCGUCCCAAAUUUUGCCGACUAAUGAAAACUCGAAAUCGUAGAUAUUCCCGAUCGUCUGGGAUGAACGGGAACAAUUCUGGAGAAUCGGGAGCGUUUCUAUUUUCCCGACGCGUCCCAGAUUUCUGCGAUGGUCGGCAUCAUUCCCGACAUAUGAAAACUCAAAUUUGAACCGUUUGAGACGUCGGCGUCCGUCGGCGAUGGAUUUCGUUCAUUACCAAUCCCCUAAAUUGCUGGGCUCCAGUCCCCCUAUCACAAAUAAACAUGGCGUCUCUCGAAAACACGAGUGAUGGCUAUCUAAAUCUGGGACAGACCUCUGGCGAAUAUCCGAUAUAUCGGCAAAAUCUGGGAUGGUCGGCAAAAAGUAAAAUCCCCGAUCGUCUGGGAUUUUCCCGACAUGUGAAAACCAGGCUUAAUCCUGCUUGGAGUGGUACAUGUUUCAAAAGCAUGUUUCAAAACCUAAAUAAUAAAAAAUAUUCAUAGAUCGUGUCAAAUGUGCAUAUGUUUUCUCAAUAUCCCGAGAAUGCCGUUGCCAUUAUCCCUUCCCCUCCACAUCCCCCAUCCCUUGUCCCACAUACCCACCUCCCUCCUCCCUCUUCUCCCUCGCACAAUCUCCCUCUCCCCCCGGCUGACCCUAUUCUCUGUAACAGACACAAUAUAACAAAAAAAAACUUUCGCACACUACUGCGGUAUGAAAUGUGAAACCUUUUCUGCAUGUCAACGAAAGUCACAGUACCAUUAGUGUUUUAUAAAAAAAGGUUUUGCCCCGUUACUUUCUCCUGGCAUUUUACAUAACAUUGAUAAUGUCUUAAAGGAAUCGUUUUGAGGUUUGGCGCAUGUACAAGCUAAGAGGCUAGCCUUUCUCGCUUUUUUCUAGAACCUUAUCAGUCGCAGACUAUGCUGCCAAAAUCUGUUGGAGGAUAAAAAUGAAUUUAUACUGAAAACGUCCAGUUUAGGCCUCGUCUAC